AUGUCGCUCUUUGCCAAGAAAAUCAAGUGUGAUGAGGCGAAACCAGAAUGCAAGCAGUGCUUGAAGCGCAAGGUCUUGUGUCCUGGAUAUAAACGUGAUCUUAAAUGGAGCAACAAGCACGAAAUCUUCAGCUCUUCGCCUGCAACCGUUCAUGCCUCAAGACUUCCGGCGGGAAGUCCUCCAUCCAGUGCAACAACGUUGGGUGAUUCAGGCUUGCUUGUCGGAACUUUUCAAUCCUCAGGCUCUGGUCAGGCCCGGUCUCUCGGAGCAACACUCGUGCAAUCCUCAGCUACGGAAGUCGUAUCUCCAUCCCAGACAGUGCAGCGGCAUCCUUAUGAUACUGGUUCGGUCGCGUUGUCGAUUGGUACGAACGACUUCGACACCGAAAAUGAUCGAACAACGACAGAAAUCCUGCGAGAAGAUCUUCGUGAGUUCUUUGCGACUCAUGAUCCAAUGACACUGCUAGAGCAGCGCAAUCGAUUGCGGGCGCUUAGCAGCUCGGCGGCGAGCUCCGCCACACCGUCUUCGCUUUCGCAUGUCCUGGACGACCGCGAGGCAGCGACGUCGCAAGGCAGUGAGUUCAAUCAGGCAUUGGUUCAGUACUUCUUCGAUUAUGUGUCUUUGAUCCAUACGGUACUCGACGAUACCGCUGAGCCGUUCAAAGCUCUCGUUCGUCGGUAUUUGAGUACAUCCACCCUGCUCCAUAAGAGCGUUGUCUGCAUGGCGGCAGCACACUGCUUCCGAGGCGAAGAGACCAUGCUUCCAUUGGUCGAGUGCCACACCGCUGCGGUACGAUCACUGUCCACAGCAGUAGCCGAGAUCGAAUCAGUGCUGGACCAAUCGACAGGAUCUCCCCGAGCGUCCGCGUUAGAGAAUGUGACUAUGCUUCGCAAGCUGGAAGAAACGCUGUUGGCAUCGAUCAUCCUGGGAUUCUGCGCUCCUUGGGCCGAUCCUCGGGAUCUUGGCCUCCCACAUCUUCGCGGGGCGAGGAAACUUUGCGAGUAUCUCAUCAACCACGUCACAUCUGAUGGCAAGGCUCCGGAAAGGGCACUAGCGAACACAGAUCAUCAUUUCCUGAUCGGCUCGAUGGCUUAUUGGGAAGCAUGUAUGUCUUUCGUUGUCGAUCAGCCGAAGAACGCACUACAAUACCUCGCACCUUUCGGCCAGACUACUGAGAUGACCUAUAUCCAUAUGCUGUGUGGAAUUAGCCUGCCUCUAUUCGUCAUACUGGGCAAUGUUGGUGUCUGCGUCCGCCAAAACAGAGCACUGAGGAAAAUGGUCGAUGUUGGCUGGAAAGACAGGAAUGGAUUUCAUCUGCUUGCCUCCGAAGUGGAGCAGGAUGCGCUGGAACUCGCCAAGCAGGCCUUCAACUACAAGAUUCCUACGGAAGCGAGCUUUGACCAAAAAGCGCUCGGUCCAUCUGUGUGUCGGCAGGUGAAAGCCUUCGCUCAGAUGUGCAAGUUUGCCAUCUUGCUCGAGUUACAACGCAACUUUCCUGGUCUCAUGCAGCCUAAGAGCACUUACGGUGAUAACACUAGCUCAGGAGCACGUGUGUACUCUCCGUCAUUCGAGCUACUUCGACGAAAUCACGAGUUGGCAGGAGCGAUGCUCGUCUACGCGGAACAGAUCCCGGAAGGAUCGACUUGUGGCUUGUAUCAAACGAUACUAUUGAUCAUCUGCGGGAGCGCGCUGAGGACGUCCAGUAAACCGCCGGUGAUGUUCUCGGAUGAACCAACAUUACACGAUCAACUGGGUGCGGAGCUGCUCUCAACGUCAGCACGCUUAGACGAGAUUGAGAAACGCCGUGCGUUCAUUCGCCGACGUUUGCGGUCCAAUUGUGCUUCAUUCGGGCUUGGGCAGGUCUACUCUCGGGCAGAGCUACUUCUGGAGCAUAUCUGGGGAGAGUUCGAUGCUGGUACAAUCGCUCUGGACGCGCGUCACUGGGUCGAUAUCAUGGCAGAUCACAAGCUUGAAACGUUCUUCGGCUAG
Cyphellophora attinorum is the source of this 1989-nucleotide messenger RNA. RefSeq lists its product as uncharacterized. The record is from RefSeq and is a predicted model, not a curated record. Gene Ontology annotation, cellular component: nucleus. NCBI's taxonomy places the organism in Eukaryota, Fungi, Ascomycota, Eurotiomycetes, Chaetothyriales, Cyphellophoraceae. The coding region runs from base 1 to 1989 and encodes 662 amino acids. Gene Ontology annotation, biological process: positive regulation of transcription by RNA polymerase II. Gene Ontology annotation, molecular function: transcription cis-regulatory region binding; DNA-binding transcription factor activity, RNA polymerase II-specific; zinc ion binding. The transcript has 3 exons.